AUGCGAGAGCUUGAUGUAACUUAUAGAGAAUGUCUUCGGGAUGCCGAAACACAUUUAGGUGUAUGCAUUGGACCCAAUACAGAAGAAAGGCGACGCACUCGCGCUGCUUUACGGCUACAAGCUGCAUUAGUUGCUGCUCAAGAAAUAGGAGAUGAAAAGUUGCAAGUUGUACAGAUUUUGCAGGAUCUCAUUGACAACAAGCAAAGAUCACUUGAUGCAGAUCAUAAAAAUUUAAUGUCUUGCCUUGAAGUAAAUACAAAUGGAACUGCAAAAGAAGAACCCCUACCAGUAUCCGAAUCUUUACGGACUGGUGAUAAAGAAAGCAAUACACCUCAAACCCCUCAACAAUAUGCCCCACCACCACCUCCUCCAGAGAGAAACAAUGAUAAGGAGAAAGAAAAGGAAAGGGAUAAAAGUGGAGGUGAGAGAUGGUCAAAACGAGCAAGACGCUCUCGUACAACCGCAGGGGCUGCAACAGAUGGUGCGGACUCUAGUGAAAGAGAUAGUGAGCGGCAUGCGCAUAAUACUACACAUAAGAAAGGUAUUGGUAAAAAGAAAAAGCGUAAAGCCAGGCAGGCGGCUCAACGUUCUGAAACUCCUCCAGAAGAGAAUGAUGCAAUUGAUCCUGACGAACCCAGAUACUGUCUUUGUGAUCAAAUUUCAUUUGGAGAAAUGAUAUUGUGUGACAAUGAUCUGUGCCCUAUUGAAUGGUUCCAUUUCUCAUGUGUGUCACUCACAACAAAACCAAAAGGCAAAUGGUUUUGCCCCAAAUGUCGUGGCGAUAGACCUAAUGUGAUGAAACCCAAGGGACAAUUUCUGAAGGAGCUAGAGCGGUAUAAUAGAGAAAAGGAAGAAAAAGCA
Iphiclides podalirius (scarce swallowtail) is the source of this 861-nucleotide messenger RNA. Lineage: Eukaryota; Metazoa; Arthropoda; Insecta; Lepidoptera; Papilionidae. The record is from the annotation of a GenBank genome assembly.